AUGAGUGAUCACGAAGAUGAUAUAAACCAGGAGUUUCUAAUAACGACAAGAAAACGUCGUUCAAAUGCUGGUAAUAAAUUGAAAAGUUUACUAGAACAAGAGUUGCAAGAUUUGCAAAUAAAAACUCAGCAAUUUGAUGAAGAUGAGAUAGAUCUUUUGUUCCAAGAAGAUGCAGAUGAUGAAGAUUUUGAAGCUAGGCUACAACAAGAAGAAGAGGACACGGAACAAUCAGAAGAAGGUGAACAUGAAGGCCAAAAGAAAUCAAGCAAACAAAGCGAAAAAUCAACAGAUUACGAGGAAGAUGAGGAUUUAAUGCUGAGUGAAUCAGAAGAUGAGGAAAUUGAGGGCUCAAAUAACGAAGAUAAUGAAGCAGGUGAAAAGGAAUUACAACUUCAGGAAAGACUACGAAAGAAGAAAAGAAUUUCCAAACAAAGGGCUCCUCCUGUUAUUGUAAGGAAAAGACAAAUUAAACCCGUUAGUGGUGAAGAUGAAGUUCUAACCAUCAAGAAGAAAAGGCCAUCGUAUGAUUAUAUCAAUGCAGAAACUUUAUUACAUACUGAUAGAAGAACAUCGAAAAGAUCUUCUGUGGUCGCAAAUAAAUUACAAGUUUAUGCAAAAUUAUCAAAGGCUGAAGAAAGACGAAAAGAAAUCCAAGAAAGAAUUAAAAAGCAUAAAGAAGCACAAAAACAUCAUAUCUUAACUCAAGAAGAUAGAAUGAGAAUUGCCUUGGAAACUGAAAAAUCAAAUAUCUUAAGUUUAGAUAAAUAUAAACAACAAGAAAUUACGAAAAAGCAAUCUCGAUUGGCAAUGCAACAGCGUCAAAAGAUGAAAUUCACACCGGAAGAUGUUAUAUUACGGACUGUAAGUACAUCAUGGAUAGUGACUCCGAAUAUGGAAAUCGAUGAUAAGCAAUAUUGGGACGAUCAACUACAAAGGAGAGAUAAAAAGAAGAAGAAAUAUCCAAGGCGACAAACGAAGAAACGAAUCCAAAAAAUUGAAGAGCAAAAUUUGACACCAACUACAUCUGAAACUACAGCACAUUCGUCAAAUAAUGGUAUCACUGAGAUUAAAAAUGAAGAUGCAUCAGAAAAUGCGGAAGGAAGUGUAUUCAUAGAAGAGGCUAAGGAGAACCAGACAUCCUUGGGAAAUGGGGAUUCAUCACCAAAAAAUGAGGAGAUGAUGACUGAACAAUUUUCGGGACCUGAUUCUAAUAAUAAAGAAAAAUCAAUAGAAAGUAUAGCUGCCCCCGUGCACAAUAAAAACAACCCAAUUCCAGAUAGAGAGGUAUCGCCAGAUAUUAGUCAUGAGAUUUCUAAAGAUUUAUCCCUUGAAAUGGCUAUGACUAAAGCUAUUCGUUCAGAUUCAAGUCAAGAUAGCUCAAGUAUGAAGGAAAUAAAUGACGAUCUCCCCAAUACUCAUGUUAUAGAUGAAAAUAAGGAAGAUACGAGCGCAUUGUCUCCACAUUCGUUGCGAGGCCAUGACGAAAAUAAACCAACGAACGUUGAAGCCUUAAAAGCUCCCUCGAAAGAACAUUCUGUUGUGGAAGCGUCAGACAUAACGAAACAAGUAUCGUUUGCCUCUACACCUGAAAUUGCCAUUAUCAGCAGGGAUGAUCCAACAUUGUUAGUAAAAUCUUCAAAGGAAACUACACCUAUUGAAGAAGUACCAAAAGAACUUGAAUCAGAUGAUAUAGUAGUGGCAACAUCCGAAACCAGCAUAGAGGAUGAAAUAAUUUACGAAGGUCCUAACCAGCUUGUAUCUAAGGAAUUUGUCACGUUAUACAAAACCACUACUGAGUAUACGGGAGACCUCUAUACAACGUUAUUUGGUAAACCCGUUAAUAGUAGUGAGAAAUCUUUGAAUGUAGAGACUAUUUUGAAAUCAACCUUAUCUGAAAAUGAUGAGACUGAUGGGAUAAAACCACAAGUGUUUUGGAUGAAUACUGACCUAUCUAUACUUGAUAAAUUCCCCGCCUUUGGAGAGUAUGAUAAGAAAAUUUCCCAUGAAAUUACUGUACAAACUGAUAAUAGUAAAGAGAUCAUUUUGAAAACAGCGCCACCAGCUGGUAUUUAUUUACCAAGCGGUAUGAGGAAAAAAUGUUUAAUUACAAAUAAGGACUGCCAAUAUUUUGAUCCUAAAAAUGGUAUACCAUAUUCAGAUUUGGAAGCAUACAAGAUUAUUCAAGAAUUACAAGAACCAGAAACAGGCUCAUAUAAGUGGUUUGGGUUUAAGAAUGGUGGUAUUUAUCUGAAUACGAAACAAACUCCUGCCAAGGGUGUACCGGAAGGUUUUUAA
This is a messenger RNA of Naumovozyma dairenensis CBS 421, 2295 nucleotides long. RefSeq names its product Vps72p (gene VPS72). NCBI's taxonomy places the organism in Eukaryota, Fungi, Ascomycota, Saccharomycetes, Saccharomycetales, Saccharomycetaceae. The record is from RefSeq and is a predicted model, not a curated record. Gene Ontology annotation, molecular function: ATP-dependent H2AZ histone chaperone activity. Bases 1 to 2295 code for a protein of 764 amino acids. Gene Ontology annotation, cellular component: nucleus. Gene Ontology annotation, biological process: regulation of DNA-templated transcription; chromatin remodeling. The transcript has a single exon.